AGGACGGAAGUGCAGUAUUAUCCACGCAAGCUCUCCGUCCGUUCGCUGAGGACUUGAAUAUUUCAUUUCAGAGAAGCCGGAGUUGCUUUCAAACGACGCAGAGGCAUGUGAGGAGAUGUCGGAGGUUUCGUCAGUGUCGCGCCGCGGGCCGUACGUCAGCAUGAUCACCAGCCGCAGUGUGAACCUGCUGAUCCGCGCCGCCAUGCUCUUCACGGUGGGAGUGUUUCUGGCGCUGGUGCUGAACCUGCUGCAGGUGCAGAGGAACGUCACGCUCUUCCCUCCGGACGUCAUCAGCAGCAUCUUCUCCUCCGCCUGGUGGGUUCCUCCCUGCUGCGGGACGGCUGCAGCACUGAUCGGUCUGCUGUACCCCUGUAUGGACCGGCGUCUCGGGGAGCCUCAUAAGCUGAAGAGGGAGUGGUCCAAUGUGAUGCGCUGUGUUGCUGUAUUCGUGGGCAUCAACCACGCCAGUGCAAAGGUGGACUUUGCCAACAACGUGCAGCUGUCGCUGACGCUAGCGGCUCUGUCUGUGGGCCUGUGGUGGACGUUUGACCGCUCGCGAAGCGGUUUUGGACUGGGAGUGAUCAUCGCCAUCCUCGCCACGCUCGCCACUCAGCUGCUGGUCUACAACGGAGUCUUUCAGUACACGUCCCCUGAUUUCCUCUACAUUCGCUCCUGGCUGCCGUGCAUCUUCUUCGCAGGAGUCAUCACUGUGGGCAAUAUAGGACGACAGCUGGCUCUGUACGAGUACAAAGUGAGUCAGGAAAAGAGCCACCAGGACUGAUGGAGGAUCCUCUGGAGGGCUCUGUGUUUGAGGAUGGACAGUGUUUAUGAAGCUUCUCCUGCCUCCUCUGACCGCAAUCAUCAUCAUCAUCAUCAUCAUCACGCACACUGAAACACUUCUGACCGCAGCAAAAGUGCCAAACAGACUCUCACGGCCGAGAGCGAAGCCUGUUCAUCCGGACACAUCACAAUCAUUGUUUUCUCCACUCGUACGGGUGGAGGAAAACACAGACACUGCUGGAUCUCAUUCAUCAUGAAAUGUUCAAAUAUGUGUGUGUUCACUUAAUUAAUUAUUCCUCCAAGUGUCAUUUCAACCCGCUGAGAGCUUCGUUCAUCUUCAGGACACAAAUGAAGAUAUUUUAGAUUAAAUCUGCUAUAUAUUGAGUACUUGGAACUGGAAUUGCCAUAACUAUAUGAAAUGAUGCUGAUAUGAGCACUCUAAAGUAUCCUUAUAGCUUGAUGAAACUCAGAUUGAGCCACGGACGUCUGUUUUGAGGAUGUGUUUGGUCUUUUUUUGGACCCUUGCUGUUUAUGGAGGACGAGAGAGCUCCAGGAUUUCAUCUAAAAUAGCUUCAUUUGUGUUCAGAAGAUGAACAAAGCUCUCAGGGGAUUGAAACAACAUUGGCGAGGUGUUUUAAUUUUGUGUGAACUGACCCUUUAAUGCAUAGAGUAUUAUAUCAGGGCAUCUUCUUCAUCAUGAGGGGUUCGUAAGACAUCCUGAAGUGUCUCAGAUCCUCCACAGACUCAACAACACUUCAGUUUCUCAGCACUGAAUCUUCAGAUGGGCUUCAACAAGCGGUUUCGUACUGCUGUCAUUACUAGUUUAAUGCUAGUUUCUCAUUCCUGAUAGUAACCUGGUGAUACCGACCCAUUCUGAAGGACUCAGCACAAAAAUAGUUUCGAGUUUUUGUGUUGUUUCUAGUUCAGAAAUCUCAAAAUUGUCAAAUCUAGAAGUGUUUUCUGGACAAGUAAAGCAGAUUGUCUUGUUUUCAGAAAUAAUAAGCCCAAAUUAAAUGGGUUUUUCAUUGAAACAAGCAAAAUAAUCCACCAAUGGGGUGAGUAAACGCUUUAAACUGAAUACUAGUUUAUCUUACUUUGCUUGUUUUAAGGAAAAACUGGUUUAAUUUAGUCUCAUUCUCUCUGAAAACAAGCCAAUAUUUUAUCCUUGUCUAGAAAAUGCUUCUUGAUUGAACGUUUUUAGGUAUUUAAACUAGAAAUGAGACAAAAACUCUUAAGAUUUUUCGUUUUUUGCAGUGUGAUCAAUGCAAAAUGCACCAGAGUAAUAGUAAAUGGUUCGUUCACUCAUGACAAGAUGAAGAUUCUGUUGUUAAUUACUGUCCCUCAUGUUAUUUCAGUCUUCAGAGAGCUUCGUUCAUCUUCUGAACACGAAUGCGGAUAUAUUAGAUGUAAUCCUGGAGCUCUCUUCGUCCUCCAUAGACAGCAAGGGUCCCGAGAUGCUCGAAGUGCAGAAAAGACGAAACCAUCCUCAACACAGGCCACGUGUGUUCAGUGUUCAGCUGGAAUCAUAUGAAGCUCCAACAACACUUAUGUGUUAUCACCAAUAACUUCAGUAUUAGAUCAAUACGAUGUUCAUGGAUGUUGCAUUGAUGACUCUAAUGGCAGUAUGAUUUACUGUCCAUAGUAAACACACACUCGGAUGAGCUGAUUGGAAAGAGAAAACAUUGGCAAACAAAGUCAAACAUGAUGUUUGACAUGGCAAAAACGGUUUUGUUUUUUUUUGUUUUUUGCUGUAUUCGUCAGUUUUUGCACUUAAGAGUGUUCUUGGAUCUUUAACUGUAAUCAUACGAAAGUCCAGAAACACCUUUGUGUGGCAAAAAGAAAUGUAAAAACAGCAGAUGUAUAGCAAAAAACAGUCAAAACAACAAUUAUGCAGCAAAAAAUAAAUAACGUGAAGCAUAAAAAACCUGUAAAACAAAAAAUGUGUGGCUCAGCAAGUUUAAAACACACCAAAACAAAUGAACAAAACAAACAAACAAAUGUUUGCAAAGAAAAACCAUGUAAAAACAACAAACAAAUAUGCAGGAAAUAAUAUUAAAAUUAAAUGUGCACCAGAAAAACUAUUUAAAAAAAGUAACUGUGCAAAAAAAAACUGUACAAAAACAACAGCAAAUGUGCACAAGAAAACCCAGUAAAACAACAAUUAUGCAGCAAAAAAUACAACAAAAAAUGUGCAGCAAAAAUAUCAGUAAAAUUAAUUGUGGAGCAAAAAAUGUAAAAACAACAAACAAAUAUGCAGCAAAAAAAUGUUCAAAAUAAAUGUGCACCAGAAAAGCUAUUAAAAAAGCAAAUGUGCACAAGAAAAACUGUAAAAAAAAAAAAAAAAAAAAACAGCAGCAAAUGUGCCCCGAAUGAAAACCCAGUAAAAAUUUACAGUUAUGCAGUAAAAAAAAAUUGUAAAAACAAAAUAUUUGCAGCCAAAAAACUUAAAAAUAAAUGUGCGCCAGACAAACUAUAUAAAAAAGCAAAUGUGCACAAGAAAACCCAGUAAAAACAAAAAAAAAAUGUGCAGCAAAAAAGAAAUCCAUAAAAACAAAAUAUUUACAAACUAAAAAUGUAACACCAGAAUGACUAAAAAAACCAAUGUUUGCUAGGAAAAACCAUGAAAAAACAAUAAAUGUGCAGCAAAAAUCUGUAUAAACAUCAAAUGUGCUGCAAAAAAUAAAUGUGCUGCAAAUUAGUUUUUUAAAAUAAAUGUGUGCCAGACAAAACUAAAAACAAUUAUGCAGCAAAAAAGAAAACAAAAAAAUGUGCAGCAAAAAAAAAUCUGUUAAAACAAAAUAUUUGCGGCUCAAAAAUGUAAAAAAUACCAAAAUAAAUGUAAAAUGUGCAGCAGAAUAACUAAAAAAAACAUGUAAAAACGACAAAUGUGUUGCAGAAAACUGUAAAAAACCAACAACAAAUGUGCAGCAUAAAAACGGCAGUGAAUGCGUGCCCUGAUCUGAUUCUGAAGUCUGUGUUUACUGAGUGUUUACAGUUUUGUUUUGCCGCACAGAAGUGUUGUUGGAGCUUCAUAUGAUUCCAGCUGAACACUGAACACACGUGGCCUGUGUUGAGGAUGUUUCUGGUCAUUUCUGGACUUUGACCAUCUCGGGACCCUUGCUGUCUAUGGAGGAUGAAGAGAGCUCCAGGAUUACAUCUAAUAUAUCCGCAUUCGUGUUCAGAAGAUGAACGAAGCUCUCAGAGGACUAAAAAAACACGAGGAAGAGUAAUUAAUAACAGAAUCUUGACUUCUGGGUGAACUAACCCUUUAAAAUGAUUCCCAAUGACGAUUCUGACCAAAGCCUUAUAAUAUCAGCGUGAAGUGAAAAGAAGAGCGCCGUCUGUGACCUGAUUCUGGAUAAAUCAAGGGAGAUUUCUUUAGUUCUGUUUUGAUUCAUUAGCAUAUUUAAUGAAAUGUGGGUAAGAUGCGGAUUGAGCGGGAUGGAAAUGUGUUAUGAAGUGUUACACUGAGCUAAUAUUUAGGACUGAGCAGUUGUUGUGUUGUUCUCAUGCAUGGACGAUGAGCAACGGUUUGUAUUCAGCCUCUUUUAUUGAUUUUAAAGUGAAACGUUUGUUAUAACCACAUCUGCGCAUUAAAAGACUUUUGUUGAAA
This is a messenger RNA of Danio aesculapii, 4393 nucleotides long. It is a transcript of the gene insig2, whose product is annotated as insulin induced gene 2. The transcript is spliced from 6 exons. Bases 116 to 781 code for a protein of 221 amino acids. Gene Ontology annotation, cellular component: SREBP-SCAP-Insig complex; endoplasmic reticulum. Gene Ontology annotation, biological process: cholesterol biosynthetic process; SREBP signaling pathway; cellular response to insulin stimulus. Lineage: Eukaryota; Metazoa; Chordata; Actinopteri; Cypriniformes; Danionidae. The record is from RefSeq and is a predicted model, not a curated record.